AUGUACACCAACAAGAUUGCUGCCCUGGUUGGCGCCAUCGCCGCCAUCGAACAGGCUUCCGCCUUGAGCUUGCACCGACACGAGCACAAGCUGCAGAAGAAGGCUGAAGCCGUUGUAUGGGAAACCGUUUUCGAGACCAUCUACGUUACCGCGGGAGCCCCUGCUCCUGAACCUACCGUCAAGGCUGAUGCCGGCACCGUCACUUCUCAGCAAGUCGUUGUCGUCACUCCUCCAGCUCAGGUCAAGCCUCCCGUUGUCCAGGCUGUGAAUGUUCCCACCAAGAUCGUCACCUCUGUCAAGCCUGCUCCUACAUAUGGCUCUGGCUCUGGCUCCGGCUCCGGUUCCGGUUCCGGGUCAAAGAACGGCCCCGGCUUCUCUGGAAAGCGUGGCCUCGCUUACAACGACCCUUUGCUCGCCAACCUCUUCGGAGGCUCUUGCAAGAAGGGCGAAUGCACCUGGGCUUACAACUGGGCUGACUCUGCCAGCGGCCUAGACUCCAAGUACAGCUUCAUCCCUACCCUCUGGGGCAACAAGCAAGAUUUCCUCAGCCGCUGGGGCUCCUCGUGCAGCAAGGGCGACGGUGCCAAGGCCGUCUUCGCCUUCAACGAGCCCGACAAUGCUGGCCAAGCUGCCAUGGCCCCUGGUGACGCCGCGGACCUCUUCGUCAAGUACAUGAACCCUUGCUCCGGAAAGACUAUUGUCGGUGCCCCCUCGGUCAGCAACAGCAACCUGGACAACGAAGGUCUCAAAUGGCUCCAGGACUUUGUCAGCCAGUGCAAGGGCAAGGGCUGCAAAUAUGACUUCUGCAACGUCCAUUGGUACUCUCCCGCUAGUGCCAUCGACACCCUCUUCUCGCACCUCGAGGAGGCUCACAAGAUCUGCGACGGCAAGCCCAUCUGGCUGACUGAGUUUGCCCCCACCGGCUCCCCUAGCGAGAUCGACGAGUUCAUGAAGAAGGCCAUUCCCAAGCUCGACUCCCUCGACUACCUCACUGCCUACUCGUACUUCAUGGUCAAGCCCGACAGCUUGCUAUCUGGUGCCAACGCCCUGAGCUCCCUGGGCAACAUUUACGCCUCCGCCUAA
Molecule: messenger RNA, 1083 nt
Organism: Pochonia chlamydosporia 170
Lineage: Eukaryota; Fungi; Ascomycota; Sordariomycetes; Hypocreales; Clavicipitaceae
Product: glycoside hydrolase, superfamily
Exons: 1
Coding region: 1-1083 (360 amino acids)
Biological process (GO): fungal-type cell wall polysaccharide metabolic process
Cellular component (GO): fungal-type cell wall
Source: RefSeq, a predicted model, not a curated record